Phaeodactylum tricornutum CCAP 1055/1 is the source of this 1587-nucleotide messenger RNA. RefSeq lists its product with no specific name. The coding region runs from base 1 to 1587 and encodes 528 amino acids. The transcript is spliced from 2 exons. The record is from RefSeq and is a predicted model, not a curated record. NCBI's taxonomy places the organism in Eukaryota, Bacillariophyta, Bacillariophyceae, Surirellales, Neidiaceae. Gene Ontology annotation, molecular function: protein binding.
AUGACGCAACUGAUAGCUUCCGAUACAGUGGCGGAAGGGGACACUUUCGUGUGUCGACGACGACGGCUUCGUCAGAGUUACUCCUCCUCUGGCAGCGCAUCGGCCGCAAUAGGACCCAUAGUAGCAAUACUGCUGCUUCUGUCUCAUCAGGGAGAAGCCUUUUUGCACUCGCAAGAAAGCUGUCUUCGCCGGGUCUCCCCGCGCUACAUGGUGAGCUCUUCCCAAAGAAUACGAAGCAACAAAUCCGUCGUCUUGAGGAAUCGUCUACAGGCGACGUCAAUCGACUACGAGGAUGGCAGCCAAAGCCGGCUUAUACCAGAAGAUGUGUCGGAUAUGCAAGCACUACGCCAGAAGAUAUGGGAUCUCGAGCAACAAACCCAUAUGCUAAUAAAGGCGAACGACUUGCAAGGUGCCUUGGAGGGAAUACAAAGACUACUGGAAGUCAUCCGCGUUUCUUCUGCCAAUGCUGCGACGGCCAGUGAUAAUACGAUGAUGCGCUCUAUGAGUCAAUGCCUGGACCGAAGCGUUCAAACUUUCGCCGCCAGGACAUUUAAUGUAAAAAUGGAAUCACCAUCCCGAGCACGAAAGCAUGUCAUGAUGGGCGUCGAGGCUUUACAACUUCAGCUUUCGUCGCAGUUCCUGUCGGAACCGUACAACUUGCUGCCCAAGAUGACCUUUUUGAAUGCCUUAAAGGCACUCACACAACUAAUUGAGGUGGGACGAGGUGAACAGCACGACCCACUUCUUUCAAACAUGUCCGCAGCUGCCUUUAGGAUUUUGCAACGUCUGGUAACCGGUGUGGGCAUUCGGAACAAAUCUUCCCCUUUGGUGGUAUACGAAAAGGAUUUUUGCAUGGUUCUCAACGCCUUCACCGAGUCAGGAAGGAUGGACAUGGCGCAUCGGAUUAUUGCUUUGCAAGAGCGGACCGAGCAUGCGCCGCCACUAUCGCCAGUGGCCUUUUCGAUUCUACUUAAAGGAUACGGUAGAUUGAAGGAUUUGCAGCAGGAUCGGUUAGCUUUGGAGACGUUCAAAUACUACUUUCACAAACGAAACGGCCAAGCUAAAUUAAAGCCUGAUGUAGUUUCUUUCUCGACGCUGAUAUCUGCACUCCUGAAAAAGAACACAAGCGACAGUCGGGGAAGCGCACUGCAUUUAUACAAUGAAAUGCAAUUGAAGGCUUUGAUAAAACCUGACAAUGCUCUCGUCGACAUAGUCUUGAAAGCUUUGCUGAAAACGGCACAAACAAACUGGCUUACUGACAGUGACGUUCGAUUCGUUGCCAAUGUCCUUCGAGACGCCGAAAACUUAGGAUGGGCGGAUGGCCAGCUUUAUCGUCGAAAGCGCGCUGUCCGGGCUGUGCUCGCCGAUCGGUUGCGGGAAACGUUUAAUCAGGACGACGAUCUCUACAGAUUAGUUUCUCCGGAUGUUGGAGUCGAUGAGUUAUUUCAGAAGCACGGGUGGAAUCAGGUGGACUCCGGAUUUCGAUUAUGGGGGAGAAACAAUGACGUGGCCGAUGGAGAAGGAGUCGACAAGUUCCUUCAGUCCAAAGGCUGGAAUAACGUCGAUUCAGGAUUCCGAAUAUUCUAA